AUGAUUCGGAAUCAUAAGUUCACGAAGUACAUACUUGAGACGAAGGGCAAGCCCGUGCCAGCACACUACCUGAACCCGGAUGCACCUCAGCCUGAUAUACGUGAAACAACACCCACCACCGGAAUUCCCCAUCUCAUGGAGCUCAAAGCCAAAGUAGAGAAUGAUAUCGCAGAGUUACGCGCAGAGCACCAAGCCGACCUCUCCGUGCUCAUGGCUCUCACAGCUGAAGCCUAUCGCGCCGAGAGGCACGACCGUCUCUCCUCGAUCGACAUGGAAUCGGCGUAUUGGAAGUCCCGUGGUAAUUCAGACGAUCCACAUGACGCUGACGCACUCGCCGCGCUUCAUACGCAGCACACUUACGACGUCGUCAUGGCCGAGUUUGAGAACGACGCUGAUGAUACGCUUCAUUGGCUCAAAGACACACAUUUCCAGGCUCUCUCCCCACUUUUACAUCAGCUCCGCAGUUUAAAGUCCCUGAUUGACGCGCAAUAUCCCUCAAGCCCGGAAGAUUUCAAUAAAGUUGACGUAGAUCUAAAGUUACGUGUGGCACGGCAUAUCGUCGCUAGUCCAGCAGAUAAACUGCGGAUGAUGGAAACAUUUGGGUGGAGGUGGGAUCAAUGCAUUCCCUUAUGCUUUCCUUGUUGGUGGUGUAACACGUUUGGGCUCAUUGGUCUGCCAACAGAUGAGCUUUUCAAGCGAAAUUCGCCAUCUGUUCAAGGAGGGAAACCUAGUCAAGACCUAAGGGAGUGGAGCACUACCAUAGCGAACCGAGACCUGCAAGAUGCCCGCUAA
Messenger RNA from Coniophora puteana RWD-64-598 SS2, 792 nucleotides. RefSeq lists its product as uncharacterized. The transcript is spliced from 3 exons. The record is from RefSeq and is a predicted model, not a curated record. Bases 1 to 792 code for a protein of 263 amino acids. Lineage: Eukaryota; Fungi; Basidiomycota; Agaricomycetes; Boletales; Coniophoraceae.